Molecule: messenger RNA, 1193 nt
Organism: Nicrophorus vespilloides
Lineage: Eukaryota; Metazoa; Arthropoda; Insecta; Coleoptera; Silphidae
Product: transmembrane protein 65
Exons: 5
Coding region: 176-1060 (294 amino acids)
Cellular component (GO): mitochondrion
Source: RefSeq, a predicted model, not a curated record
AAUGUGAGUCACCAGUCGAGUGUCAGCCGUGGUCGAGGAACAUGCUAUACUCGAGGUCCCUGAUCUGAUGAAAGAGUGCACUCGGUGCGUGAGGCGCGUGUGGUAAAUAGAUGCUGAAAGAUCUCGAAGACAUCAUCGAACGAUAACAUCACAGACGAUAAAUAGAUACGCAGAGAUGGCAACUGCGAUCAUAACCAAGCAGUUCUUGAGGACAGUUGGCGCGCAUCAGCACGUCCUUCUGAAGACGACCACCACUUCUUCCAGUCAGCUGCUUGUACUGAAGCACAACUACUGCAUGUCGAAGAGACAGUUCGGAGUUGGGACUGGGUUGGAGGGAGCUGCAGCAAGGGCAGAGACCACGAGCACCACGCAGGGACUCUCGAAGCUGCAGGCCCAGGAGCUCGUCCUCAGGUUGACCACGGAGGAAAGGGUCUUCUUGAUCUCAGCUCUUCAGGAGUAUCAAUCCAAAUCAAUCAAAGACGAGUAUGAGGGUCAACUGGCCGCGUCUCGAUGGAGAAGUAAAUUCGGUAGGCCCAGUAAGUUGCCCAGAUUGGGCGACGUCGAUCCCACGGGAUCUUAUUGUCCCGUCCCAGAGGAUUGGCUCAAACGCAAACACGCCGAAUCGGUGCCGCAUCCAACAAAUAGGCAGCUAAUCGACAUUGCAGUUGCGAAUUCGAUUCCCUUCGUCGGGUUUGGAUUCUUAGAUAAUUUCUUCAUGCUGUUAUUUGGUGAUUAUAUUGACCUAUACCUAGGUUCGUACUUCUGCAUGUCGACGAUGGCAGCCGCCGCCUUGGGGAACACCUUCUCCGACGUCCUCGGUAUAGGCACCGCCUUCUACGUGGAACGUCUUGCGAACAGGAUCGGCUUCAAUCCACCGAAACUGAGUCCCAUGCAGAUGGACAUGCCGAGAUCGAGGAACUUCGCAAACCUUGGCAGGGUUUUAGGAGUGACCGUCGGCUGUCUGCUAGGAAUGUUCCCGUUGCUCUUCCGAAAGAGCAAGGAGGAAGAGGCACAGGCCAAAGCUGAAGUCAUCGCGAUCACAGUUCCACUGAAGGACUAAAUCUUAAAAACCCAUCUGAAUUAUUGUUUAAAUUUCCCGCGCAUUUCGUUUUAACGUCCGAAACAUCCUCUCUGUUCUGUUUGUUGUACACCCAUUUGUAAAUCUAAACUGUAUGGAUGAGACCAAAAAAAAA